This is a messenger RNA of Aspergillus wentii DTO 134E9, 960 nucleotides long. RefSeq names its product RNA-binding protein. Lineage: Eukaryota; Fungi; Ascomycota; Eurotiomycetes; Eurotiales; Aspergillaceae. Gene Ontology annotation, molecular function: RNA binding. The record is from RefSeq and is a predicted model, not a curated record. Bases 1 to 960 code for a protein of 319 amino acids. The transcript is spliced from 3 exons.
AUGAGCGACAAGAAGCGCAAGCUCGCUGAGGAGGGUGUGGCCGAGCCUGAGGGCAAGAAGGUCAAGCAGGACAAGAAGGAAAAGAAGGAGAAAAAAGAGAAGAAGGAAAAGAGCAAGUCGCGCGAUGUUGAGGAGGUGAAGCCCGAGGUUGAGGCUACAGAGGAGAAGAAGGAAAAGAAGGACAAGAAAGAGAAGAAAGACAAGAAGGAUAAGGAAGAGAAGAAGGAAAAGAAGGACAAGGAAGAAAAGAAGGAGAAGAAAGAAAAGAAGGUGAAAAAGGAAGAAGAGGUAGAGGAAACCAAGGAAACACCCGCAGAGACACCGGCCGAAGACGCAAUGGACGUGGAUGUCGAAACCACCAAGGAAGAAAAGAAGGAGAAGAAGAAGGAAAAGAAAGACAAAAAAUCCAAGAAGGAAAAGAAGGAAAAGACCUCGGAAACCGACACACCCACCGAACAACCAGCCGAGCAGCCUAUAGAGCCUGAGCAGAAGCAAGCCAGAUUCAUUGCUUUCGUUGGUAACCUGCCUUACUCCGCCAACACGGAGUCCAUCACGAAUCAUUUUGCAAAGAACCCCCCAGCCUCGGUCCGUGUGGCUACCGAGAAAGACAAGCCCACCAAGUGCCGUGGCUUUGCCUUCAUCGAGUUUGACAACUACGACCGUAUGAAGACCUGCCUGAAGCUGUACCACCACUCGACCUUUAACGAUGGCAAGUAUCCUCCCCGGAGGAUCAAUGUGGAAUUGACUGCCGGCGGCGGCGGUAAAUCCGACCAUCGCAAGUCCAAGAUCGAGGCCAAGAACCAGAGACUCGAGGAACAACGACAACGCUCCGCCAAGGAAAUCCAAAGAGAGAAGAGAAAGAACUUCGACAAUGGCCCGCAGGAGAACGGCGGUGCUGAUCACGACCCCAACGACGCCUUUGCUGGAAUCCACCCCAGCCGACGGAAUCAGUUGAGAUAG